Molecule: messenger RNA, 875 nt
Organism: Momordica charantia (bitter melon)
Lineage: Eukaryota; Viridiplantae; Streptophyta; Magnoliopsida; Cucurbitales; Cucurbitaceae
Product: UPF0235 protein At5g63440
Source: RefSeq, a predicted model, not a curated record
GCGGUUGUUGCUCAAGGACCGGCGAAGGAGAAGCGAGGAGGAGGAGGAAGAAGAAGAACUAAGAAGCCAUGCCGAAGAGAACAACGCAUACGUACUCCAGCGAGGACGCCGCACCAGAUGGACCAGACUCUGAUCUCUUCGUUUACUACUGCAAGCAUUGUGGAUCGCACGUCUUGAUCACUGAUACUCAAUUGCAGAAAAUGCCAAAAAGGAAGACAGACAAGGCUUUUGUGUUGGACAAGAAGAAACAUCUUGCAAGGUUAAAUAUCAAUGAGGCGGGAAAAAUUUUAUUGAAAAGGGGAGAAGGGAAACUUGAAAGGCAAUAUCGAAUGAACUGUAUAGGCUGUGGACUCUUUGUGUGUUAUCGCUCAGAGGAAGAAUUGGAAUUUACUUCUUUCAUUUAUGUAGUUGAUGGUGCACUUAGUACUGUGGCUGCUGAAACCAAUCCACAGGAUGCUCCUGUGCCGCCCUGCAUAUCUCAACUUGAAGGAGGACUUGUCCAAGUGGCCAUAGAAGUUGAAGAUCGAGCACAACGUUCAGCCAUCACAAGAGUAAAUGCUGAUGAUGUACGUGUUGCUGUUGCUGCACCUGCGGCGCGUGGAGAAGCCAACAAUGAGCUUUUGGAGUUCAUGGGAAAAGUAUUGGGACUGAGGCUUAGCCAAAUGACUCUUCAACGGGGAUGGAAUAACAAAUCGAAGCUUCUUGUGGUUGAGGAUUUGUCUGCUAGACAGGUGUAUGAAAAACUUCUCGAGGCCGUGCAACCUAUCGGUUUUAGUUUGGAUGGAAUGUUGCCUUAAUGUACAAUAUCGUGUAGACCCCGAUGGAAGUGCUUUUUUUAUGAUGAACAUAUAAUAGAUUUUUUAUUUCUUUUGAAA